AGCUGUUCAGUUUCAGCAAUGAGCUUUGUGUUGUAUCUGCUAUGCGACAUUUGACAACCGUUGCUUUGUGCUAAUUUAUUUGUGAUAUUGUUUUCCGACCACCAUGGGCUUGUGCAAAGAAUAAGAAACAAAGUUCAAAAUAAAAACAGUAAACUGCCGCCCAUACCAUCGCAGCGGGAAAAAUAAAAACCAACUGGCGGCUUGUUUUGGCCUCAUCUUUGCAAGCAAGUUGAAGGACUGGUACAGCAAAUGCUGAGUGGCUUCCCUUCCGGAUGUUUGCUGCCGUGAGUGAGCGGUCGGCCGUCAUGAUUAAUUCCGUGGAACACCACGGAAAUUACAAGCGUGGCUGACUGGCUGUGAUACACUCCUACAUCAGCACUGAAUUACCGCAAUCGUGAUGGAAUUGACCGUCAUUAUGAGUUGGACGCAUCACCAUUGCUUCAGCAAGCUCCCGUUGCCCCCAUGGCCCCAUCAAAGAUAGCUCGCGCUAUUUUUAAGCCGUGCAAGCUCAGAGGGAAGCCCGGCACGCCGCCAGCUUUCCGUUUCACUUCCACCCCAUGACAUGCAGAUCCUCUCCCGCGACCGCGAGCGAUUCAUGGGAGCGCCGGCCAUGAUCGAGACAGGAUGACGUCCCCGCCGACGCCGCUGCCGGCGCUUGCGCGCCAGGCCAUGCAGUCGCCGUCGCCGCCGACGAAGGUGGGACCACCGCCGCUGCCACCGCCGCCGCUGCCGGCCGUGGACGCGGCCGUCAUCAUGGGCGUGCUCACGGCCGUGCUGCUGGCGCUCUUCCUCUUCCUCAUCUACGCCAAGCACUGCAAGCAGCGCGGCCCCGGCGAGCGGCCCGGCGGCCUGGGCCUCGGCUUCGCGCCCUCCUCGUGCGACCGCUGCCGCUCGGGGCUCAGCAGCUCCGCGGUGGGCGCGCUUCCGGCGGUCCGGUUCGGCGACGGUGACGUCGACGUGGGCCGCGCCACCGAGUGCGCGGUGUGCCUGGGCGCCUUCGACGCCGCCGAGCUGCUCCGCGUCCUGCCCGCCUGCCGCCACGCCUUCCACGCCGAGUGCAUCGACACCUGGCUGCUGGCGCACUCCACGUGCCCCGUCUGCCGCCGCCGCGUCACCGGGGGCCACGUGGACGACUCCGAGCCGGAGGACUCGGCGGCGACGCGGCAGCACGGCCGGCGCUCGGCGGACGACGCGGAGGUACAAGUGGUUGUGCACCGCGCGUGGGACCAGCGGUAGUCCACC
Molecule: messenger RNA, 1242 nt
Organism: Zea mays
Lineage: Eukaryota; Viridiplantae; Streptophyta; Magnoliopsida; Poales; Poaceae
Product: Putative RING zinc finger domain superfamily protein
Exons: 1
Coding region: 625-1236 (203 amino acids)
Source: RefSeq, marked validated